AUGGGAAUUGAGGAUAACAACAUGAGAAACGGCAGAGGCCUGUCUGAUCAAUGGGCCGACAGCGUAGUGGUCCGGCCCAGGACAACCGAACGGCACAUCACCGUGCACAAAAGACUGGUGCUGGGAUUUGCUAUCUCCAUACUCACGCUUAUCAUCGUUACGGCCGUUGCGGUGUUACUCAGCGUCAGGUUUGAGAACUGCGCCGGGGAGAGCGGCUCACGGGCUAGCAACGGGUCGAACACCAAGUCUAAUCAGUCUCGGGACAGUAAUUCCAAUCACAAAGAUGAAGAUGCCCAGCCAUGGCGACAUUUGAGAUUACCAACGUCUUUGCGUCCCCGCCACUAUGACCUCAAGCUCUCAGUGUACAUGGACAACUUCACUUUCUCCGGGGAAGUUAACAUUGAAUUUGAGUGCGUGAACUCCACUAAGUUUGUCGUGCUGCAUACUGACAGGCUUGAGGUGGAGAAAGUUGUAGUUUAUUCGGAUAAUAAAAAGCCGGGCGUCAUGAGAAUACAUCGUCAGUUUCACUAUCCGUCCAACCAAGUUUAUGUCAUUGCUUUGCACAGAGAAAUGAAGCCUCACAGAACCUACAAAGUCAAUAUAACAUUCGAAGCACAAAUUGAAAACGAACUUUUGGGAUUUUUCCGUAGCUCAUACUUAUUGCACGGGGAAAGAAGGUUCCUAGCGGUGACUCAGUUCUCUCCAACUCAUGCCAGAAAGGCCUUUCCAUGUUUUGAUGAGCCCAUCUAUAAAGCCACCUUUAGGGUAACCUUGAGGCAUGAAGGCUCCUACCUGUCCCUCUCUAACAUGCCUGUGGAGGCCUCUUACUCUGAUGAGGAUGGAUGGGUGACAAACCAUUUCUCCAGGACACCCCGAAUGUCUACAUAUUACCUGGCAUGGGCAGUGUGCAACUUCACUUAUAUAGAAACACUCACAGACAGUGGUGUAGUGAUCCGGCUAUACGCCAGGCCCAACGCCAUCGAGAGUGGAUCAGGAGACUACGCGCUGCAGAUCACAAAGAGACUGCUUCAGUUCUAUGAGGAUUACUUCAAAGUCAAAUACUCCCUGCCCAAAUUAGAUCUCCUAGCUGUGCCAAAACACCCAUAUGCAGCCAUGGAAAACUGGGGCCUGAGUGUUUUUGUGGAACAGAAGAUCCUCCUAGACCCAGAGGUCUCCUCCUCUUCCUACCAGAUGGAGCUCACCAUGGUGGUGGUGCAUGAGAUCUGCCAUCAGUGGUUUGGAGACUUGGUCACGCCAGUGUGGUGGGAGGAUGUGUGGCUGAAGGAAGGAUUUGCCCAUUUCUUUGAGUAUGUUGGAACUGACUUCCUUUUCCCAAAGUGGAAUAUGGAGAAGCAGCGUUUUCUGACUGAUGUCCUGCAUGAGGUGAUGUUGUUGGAUGGGCUGGCCAGUUCCCACCCUAUCUCUCAGGAGGUGUUUGAGGCCACAGACAUCGAUAGAGUCUUCGACUGGAUUGCCUAUAAAAAAGGGGCGGCCCUUAUCCGGAUGUUGGCUAAUGUCAUGGGACAACUAGUAUUCCAGCGGGGUCUGAAUGAUUAUUUGAUGACACACAUGUAUGGUAAUGCAGCGAGGGACGACUUGUGGAACAAGUUCUCUGAGGCCAUGCAGAAAGAGGGGAAGGACAUUAACAUUAAAGAGGUGAUGGACCGCUGGACGUUGCAGAUGGGCUACCCCAUAGUCACCAUCAGCAACAAUGAAAGCCUGGAAAACACCGUCACCAUUACCCAAGAGCACUUUGUCUAUGACAUGGAUGCCAAACUCCACAACCCAGAACUGUUCAACAAAAGCUUUCAGUGGCAAAUCCCUUUAACGCUGGCUGUGGGAAAUUCCAGUCACAUAUCCUCUGAGACAAUUAUUUGGGUCUCUAAUAAAACAGAGACACACAAAGUGGGAAAGCUGGACGAAGAGACUUGGUUGCUGGGCAACAUCAAUCAGACAGGCUACUUCAGGGUGAACUACGACCUCCACAACUGGAGACUUCUUAUCGAGCAGCUGAUGACCAAUCCCACGAUUAUCUCUGUGGGCAACAGGGCUGGUCUUAUUGACGACGUCUUCAACCUGGCCAGAGCUGGAUACCUGCCUCAGAAUGUGCCUCUGCAGAUCAUCCGCUACCUGCCCCAGGAGAAGGAGUUCCUGCCCUGGCAUGCAGCCAGCCGAGCACUGUACCAGCUGGACAAGCUACUGGAUCGCACCGAGGACUACAGCCUCUUUAGUGCCUAUGUGCUGAAACAAGUAGCUCCAAAGUAUCAUAAGAUGGGCUGGCCAACCACCUCCUCUGACGGCUCCUUCAUUCAAGCAGCCUAUCAAACUGAAGAGUUACAGAGAGAGGUGAUCAUGCUGGCCUGCAGUUUUGGGAACAAGCACUGUCACCAGCAAGCUAUGGCUCUCAUCUCUGAAUGGAUCUCUUCCAACAAGAACAGGAUUCCUCCCAAUGUGAGGGAUAUUGUCUACUGCACUGGCGUGUCCCUGAUGCAUGAAGAUGUGUGGGAGUUCAUCUGGAUGAAAUUCCACUCUUCCACUGCUAUUUCUGAGAAGAAGGUCCUUCUGGAGGCCUUGACCUGCAGUGAUAACACCUUCUUGCUCAAUCGGCUGCUGAAUCUUUCUCUGAGUUCUGAUUUGGUGCCAGAUCAGGAUGUGAUAGACGUCAUCAUACACGUGGGUCGCAAUCCACAUGGAAGACACUUAGCCUGGAGGUAUUUCAGAGAGAAGUGGGACAUUUUGAAUUCAAGGUAUGGAGAGGCUUUAUUCAUGAAUUCUAAAUUAAUCAGCGGAGUGACUGAAUUUCUGAAUACAGAGUCAGAGCUCAGUGAGCUGAAGGAAUUUAUUCAGAGCAGUGGUGGAGGAGCUGCAGCAGCAUUUGCCAGGGCUGUGGAGAUAGUGGAGGCCAAUGUGAAGUGGCACAGUCUCUACGAGAAGCAGUUCUACCAGUGGCUGAGGAAGUCUCCCAAUGGUUAA
Molecule: messenger RNA, 2973 nt
Organism: Chanos chanos (milkfish)
Lineage: Eukaryota; Metazoa; Chordata; Actinopteri; Gonorynchiformes; Chanidae
Product: thyrotropin-releasing hormone-degrading ectoenzyme-like
Exons: 19
Coding region: 1-2973 (990 amino acids)
Biological process (GO): proteolysis; peptide catabolic process
Cellular component (GO): membrane; cytoplasm
Molecular function (GO): peptide binding; metalloaminopeptidase activity; zinc ion binding
Source: RefSeq, a predicted model, not a curated record